Molecule: messenger RNA, 1767 nt
Organism: Seriola dumerili (greater amberjack)
Lineage: Eukaryota; Metazoa; Chordata; Actinopteri; Carangiformes; Carangidae
Product: olfactory receptor 10T2-like
Exons: 3
Biological process (GO): G protein-coupled receptor signaling pathway
Cellular component (GO): membrane
Molecular function (GO): G protein-coupled receptor activity; olfactory receptor activity
Source: RefSeq, a predicted model, not a curated record
AUGGUAAAUGCUACAAAGGUUUCAUAUUUCGUACUAAGUGCCUACUCAGAUACUGGUGUUUUCAAAUACUUAUAUUUUACUAUUAUUAUGUCUUUAUAUAUUUUCAUAGUCUGUGCCAAUGUUCUGCUGAUUGUAGUUAUCUGUCUGAACAGAAGCUUACAUGAACCCAUGUACCUGUUCCUGUGCAGCCUGUUUGUAAAUGAACUGUAUGGUAGUACAGGGUUGUUUCCAUUCCUGCUGGUUCAGAUCCUCUCUGACAUUCACACUGUUUCUGUGCCUUUUUGUUUCCUGCAGAUUUAUUGUGUUUAUACAUAUGUGUGUGUAGAAUAUUUAAACUUAGCCAUCAUGUCUUAUGACAGAUACCUGGCUAUCUGUUAUCCUCUACAAUAUAACAAAUGUAUGACAUCUAACAAGGUCGCCAUGCUUAUUGCUGUGACAUGGUUUUUCCCUUUUCUUGCCAUUCUAGUUUUGUUAUCAUUGAGUUUGCCAUUACAGCUGUGUGGGAACAUCAUUAAUAGAGUUUACUGUGGAAAUUAUUCCAUUGUUAAACUGGCCUGCUCUGACACCAGAGUCAAUAACAUCUAUGGCCUCAUUUACACAGUCAUCUCAAUCAUCAUUCCUCUCAUUUUAAUCCUUUACACUUACAUGAAGAUUCUUAAAGUGUGUUUUUCUGGCUCUAAACAGACGAGACAGAAAGCUGUCAGUACCUGCACACCUCACCUCGCUUCUCUGCUCAACUUUUCUUUUGGUUGUUGUUUUCAAAUCUUACAAAGCAGAUUUGAUACAAGCAGUCUACCCAAUAUGCUGGAUAUUUUAUUAUCAUUAUACUUUCUAACUUGCCAGCCGCUCUUUACACCUGUACUGUAUGGGCUGAAAAUGUCCAAAAUCUGCGUCAUGUGUAAACGUCUGCUGUACGGUGAAGUGUAGGGGCAACACAGGGCAACUCAGGGGGACGGCUUGGAGGCCUUAUGGACAGGCUGGGCAGUUCAGUGGGGCGACCUGGAGGUCGGGCAAACGGACGGAGCCGCUUUGGAGGCCGACAGCAAGGACCGGGUUUCUCAGGAGGUCGAGGCGAAGGCCAGCAUUGCAGGCGGAGCCCCUCUGGAGGUCGAGCCGGAGGAUGGCGUCGCCCCUCUGGAGGGCGAGCAGGAGGACGGCGGCGAAGACGGGGUCUUUCCGGAGGACGAGCCAGAGGAUGGCGUAUCCCCUCUGGAGGGCGAGCAGGAGGACGAUGGCGUAGCCCCUCUGGAGGGCGAGCAGGAGGACGACGGCGAAGACGGGGUCUUUCUGGAGGGUGACCAGGAGCCGACUGGGUACCAGGGGGAGGAGUCAGCUGGGCUGCCGACAGGACAUGACUUUUCACAACAGGGAUCGGCUGGACCACUGGAGGCGGCACAGAGGCAGGGCCCACCGGAGGCGGCACAGAGGCAGGGGCCACCGGAGGCGGCACAGAGGCAGGGACCACUGGAGGCGGCACAGAGUCAGGGGCCACCGGAAGCGGCACGGAGGCAGAGACCAUCGGAGGUGGCGCCCCGGCAGGAGUCAACAACACCAAGAGCCACGUGGGCUGAGUCAGGGCAAGAAUCAAUGGGGGUGGCGCCCUGGCAGGAACCACGAGCGGAGGUGACGUCACGGCUGGAGCCAGGGGAAAAGGUGACACCACAGUCGGAACCAGGGGAGAAGGUGGUGACGUCACGACAGGAACCGGGAGAAGCAGUGACGUCACAACAGGAGCCGUCGUCGACGCCACUGGAGAACACAGAGUAG